Messenger RNA from Paramuricea clavata, 4620 nucleotides. The record is from the annotation of a GenBank genome assembly. Lineage: Eukaryota; Metazoa; Cnidaria; Anthozoa; Malacalcyonacea; Plexauridae.
UGGAAAUUGUCGCUGCAUAUUCAAGGUGUUAAUGGACGUCUAGCAAUGGUCAGUUGAAUGUGUAUUGUUGAUUUAAAGUGUAUUUUGUGUUUGUCUUCUACCAUUAAUGUUUAUCGAAGAAUAAGUAAAAGCUGAUUUUAAAUUCAAAAUAAGUAAAUUCACUAUGUAAACCAGAGAUAUAAUUUAUGAAGUCUUAUUAUACAAAUAGAUUAAUGAAUCGUUUGGUGGUAGAGUAAAGUAAUAAAGUAGGGUACAUUGGGACUCAAUACAAAAUAAUGGGUUAACUAGAGACAUGGGCAGAUAAUCCGGUUAACCAAUUGAGUGCCAGCGCUCUCUCCUUGUUGAGUAAAAUUGUCUGGUGUUAGACAGAGUAAAAUAAUAAAGUAGCGCAGGAUCUGAAAUUUAUAUUUUUUCUCAAAAUCCAACUGGGAUACCAGGAUUCAAAGAUUAGUAUCCCACCUGAGAAUCCAAUAUCCCACUUCUGGAUACUGGUUACUUGUACCAUAAGUAUUACACCCCGUUCCAUCCAAAUAAGUUUCCAUAACUCUCAUAGUGUUACCAUGGAUAAUAAAAUAAAUGGAUAGGAAACUAGCUGACGUGACCUAAUGUUUUCAAUGGGCUGAUGGCGUGAUUGGAUGUUGAAACCUAGUUGCAAACCAAUUUCUCAAAAACGGCAUGUUUAGCAAUAAUACAGCUAAACAUUUUAGUCAAAGAGCAAAUGAAUAUAACUACGCCAUUCUAUGAUGAAAUCUCUAAGUAUUCCCAGUCAAUUUUAGCAAAUAUUUCAAGCACUAAACAGUGAAAAAGGCAUCCCAAAUUUCGUUAAAAUUGGGGACGCCAAUUUCGUAGCUACAAAUGUAAAAAAAUACAAAACAAAGACGAAAAACAUUUACCUUGAAUACCUUGUCGUGGCUUAGGCAUGUUUUUAAAACAAUUAGAUCAGUAUAUGCUUCAAUAUUACUCUUUUAAAGCGGAAAGUAUAGCGAAACAACAAAAAUGCCGAGAACUUUGCAAUACGUGUGACAUCACAGAUUGCAACUAGGUUGUUUUUGCUUACGUCAGCUAGAGUCAUAUCCAUUUAUUUUAUUAUCCAUGGUGUUACAAAUUACAAUAAGUUGUUAGGAGACUUAACAGUCAAAAGUCAACUAAACAAUUCAUUAAUACACUAAAAUACAGUCCUCAAUGAGGGAAGAACUGGCAAAAUGAUAGUAUUCAAAAGCUAUCAGGAGCCUGUCAAAGGUGUUUAACAUUUUCUUAGUAUCCAGUUGGGAUACAAGUCAUUCACAGUUUGGUAUACAAAACCAAAAAUUUGCAAAUUUCAGAGUCUGAUUAGGGUGCAUUAAUAUAGGGUGCAUUAGUGCAAUACAACUUAAUGGGUUAACUAGACACAUGGGCAGAAGAUCUUGUUAAUCCAUUGAGCGCAAAAUGCUCUCCCCUUCAUGAGUAAAAUCGUCUGGUGUUAGACAGAGUAAAAAAAUAAAGUAGGGCGCAUUGGGAGCACAUUAUGCAACUCAAUGGGCUAAUAAUGUGCAUGACUAAAUUGACAUACAAAACUGAUGCAGUAACCCCUCACCCUUUCUAAUCAAACAACUAUAGUUCCUAAUUUAAUGAUUUUAUAGGAAAUUGUUUGGGAUUCAAGAUAUUGAGGAUUUCAAAAUUUUUGGCACUAUUUUGGGAUUUUUCAGAAUAGUUUUUUGGGGAAGUGUUAAAGGGGAUUUUUGGAGUCAAUUUAGCACUGUGAUAUAAACCUCGGCUUUCUAAACUAUAUAUAGAUGGAUAGCAACAUCUUGAACAAAAUAACUCGGGAUGACAUCAUCUAUGGGAAAUUUCCCAACAAGUUUAUGUGGGGAGCGGCAACUGCCGCCUAUCAAAUUGAAGGAGCCUGGAACGAGGACGGGAAGGGUGAAAGCAUCUGGGAUAAUUAUUGCCAUCGGAAAGACAGUCCUAUCCAUAACAACGAUACCGGCGAUGUUGCGUGUGAUAGUUACCAUGGUUACAAAAGGGAUGUUGAAGGAACUAGGCAUUGGUUUCUACAGAUUUUCAUUGUCGUGGUCAAGAAUUCUGCCCGAUGGUACAUUACAUGAUGUGAAUGAGAAAGGUAUGCAAGGUACCUUGUGUUAUUGCAAAGCAGACUUACUCAGCCUACAUGGCUGAUGUAACUGUCCACAUCAACCUUGCAAACCAGGCUGUUUGUUUCGGCACUCAUUUCAUGUACAAUGUAUGUCCAUAUGUAAGCCACAAUGUUUACCUACUUUGUUAUUGGGUCAUUCCAGAAAAGAUCCACUUCCUUCCACGGAGGAAAUUUCUGCCAAAUGUACUAGGAUGUCUGAAGGAGGCAAGGGGUUAACUCCCAAUUUCCUCCAUGGGGGAGGUCUGGAUUUCUUCUGUCUGAAUGACCCAAUUUACUCUCUUGCUUGAAAAAUUUGUUUUCAACCCACCAAACUUAACCCUCCAUGAAAACAUUUCUGCUACUCCACUCUCCCAACUUUUCUACCUCUCUAGACCUCGUCAUCUGCACCACACUGUCCAUGUAAAGCCAGUGAAGGUAUCCCCACCUCCAUUUUCAACUUUCCCCCAUCCCACUUCUAUGUGUUACCUUUUACACCAUCCUUAUCCACCACACUCUUCACCCCCUUGCCCAUUGUUGCUGAGAUUACAUGAAAUUUUGGAUGCAGUGCAAACUAAUUUAAAUUGCAACUUUUGCUACAACUCAUGCAAUAAUUAAGAAACUAUUGAGGUAAGAAUCCCCUUCCAUUACCCUGCCCCCUUCACUCCGCCCCCUUCACCCACCACCCUCUUCACCCACCACCCUCUUCACCCACCACCCUCUUCACCCACCACCCUCUUCACCCACCACCCUCUUCACCCACCACCCUCUUCACCUACCACCCUCUUCACCUACCACCCUCUUCACCCACCACCCUCUUCACCCACCACCUUCCUCACCAACCAUCCUCUUCACCCACCACCCUCUUCACCCACCAUCCUCUUCACCCACCACCCUCUAGCUUCCCUUUUACACCUCCUACAAUUGUUGCCCAGGUAUCUUCACCCACCACCCUCUAGCUUCCCUUUUACACCUCCUACAAUUGUUGCCCAGGUAUAGACUACUAUAACAAGUUGAUCAAUGAGCUGAUUGAGAAUGAUAUUCAACCGAUGAUUACACUCUACCACUGGGAUCUUCCGCAAGCUCUUCAACAGAAACACGGAGGAUGGUUGAGCGAGAACAUUCAAGAUUUAUUCAAUGAUUACGCAAAGUAAGUGAGCUGAUUUUGACACAAAAUAUUACAAGAUGUUUCACAUUUUACUGGUUUCCACUUCUCCAAUUAACCAUUUCGAAAAUUAACCAUUCCGAAUCGAAAAAUAUCGAGCCAUGACGAGCGGACGUGCUUGUCGCUGCUCCCAAAUUUUUGGGCCUUUAAUACUAAUUGGUUAUCUGUAUUUUACAAAAUGUUGAAUACAGCGACUACUGUAACCUUAUUGACCAUCCUGGCUUGGUUAACAUAUCAUUUCAUCAAACGGGAAAGCAAUUAUGGAACUCUAAGUUACUGCCAUAUAAUCAAAAUCGCGUGUUUACUACAACCAAGGUCAAAAGAUCGAAAGGUACCAUAGUUUAUUACAGGAAUUCAACUUCAACUUUUAGACCGAUCCUGCAGCUUCUCCAUGACAUCGAGCUUAAUCCAGGACCUAACAAUUAUUCGACUAGCGAUUCAAGAACGACUAAGAAUAAUGUAAAGAUUGCACAUCUCAAUGUACGCUCAUUAAAAUGCAGAGAACAUUAUGUGCUUGUAAAAGAAACCAUCCUCGCUAAUAAGUUCGAUAUAUUUACAAUAUCAGAAACAUGGCUUGAUAAUUCUGUUACAGACGUUGCAUUCGAAGUCCCUGGCUACAAACUUUACCGAGUGGAUCGAGAAAACAAAAAAGGCGGUGGUAUAUGUGUAUAUGUAUUGCAAAACUACGAAAGUGUGUUACUAAGCGAAAUCUCGUAUAUAUCUCCCACGGGACUCCAUCAACUUUGGCUAAGAAUUCAGAUUAGGGAACUUAAAAUCCAUUGUGGUUUGCACGGUGUAUAGACCUCCUGAUGCCUCCGUGUCUUGUCUAGACUCAGAUCUAAUUACAAGUUACAUCUCAGCUUUAACGCUUUCCCAUCCAAUAUACAUACUGGGGGACCUAAACUGCAAUCUUUUGAAAACUGACAACCGUGACGCCAAAGCUCUUAAUACGUUCUGCCAUUCUUACAAUUUAACUCAACUUAUCAACUCACCAACCCGAGUUACUGAAGGUUCCAAAUCGCUAUUAGACGUGAUUAUUGUUUCUGAGACAAAACAAGUCCAAAAAGCAGGAGUUAUGGAAAGUUCAAUCAGUGACCAUGAUUUAGUUUACGUUGCACUUCGCCUCAAAAAGGCACGCACAAAACCUGUUUUUAUUACAACAAGGAGUUUUAAACACUUCAACUCCCAAGCAUUCAACAAUGAUGUGGCCCUAGCGCCAUGGUCUAUAGUAGAUGCUUUUGACGAUGUUGAGGACAAAUUACAAGCUUUCAACUCAUUGUUUAUAGAUAUACUUGAUAAACACGCACCGAUAAAAACGUUUAAAAUCAGAGGUCGACCUAACCCAUGU